Acyrthosiphon pisum (pea aphid) is the source of this 1194-nucleotide messenger RNA. RefSeq names its product osteopetrosis-associated transmembrane protein 1-like. The record is from RefSeq and is marked predicted. NCBI's taxonomy places the organism in Eukaryota, Metazoa, Arthropoda, Insecta, Hemiptera, Aphididae. Gene Ontology annotation, cellular component: cytosol.
AAGAGUGUAUAUGAAGUACAUCCAAUUUGCUUGAUAGUUGAUGCUGACGUUCUUGACAAUUAAUGCGGACAUUUUAAACAAGCACAACGCAUAAGGUGAUGAUAUAUUUUAACAAAACAAUAUUAUUGUAAAUCAUUCGACAUGGCCAAGAUCGUUCAUUUUUUAUACACUUACUUGUUUUAUCUGAACGCACGACAGUCAUUAGCGUCAAAUGUGUCCAUAUCGUCAACCAUGUCUAUAGAUGUAUUGCCCGACGGAUGUCAAAAUCUUCUGCAAUCAUUUGCUAACGAGACGGCUAGGUUCACACUAUGUGUAGUAACUAAUGCUCGACCAAUCACUGUAUGCGAAAAAUGCGUAAAUGAGUUCAAUCAAGUAUUCAAGAGAUAUGAGGAAAUUCAAAAGUUACAUAACAACGAUAGUGAGGUAGACUGUCGAGCAGUUUUGACUAAUAUUGAUCGCUUACAAGUGGUAUAUGCAAGUUAUAACUAUGUGUUGGACAUGUGGGAAAAGGCUUCUUGUAAAUUGUGUUUAAAUGGUACUGUUUUUAAUGACAAGACAAGAGGAGUGAUGAUACGAGGUGAUAAUUUAGAUAAGUGUAUAUCCAAACAUAUAAAUAACACAAAACUUUCAAACACAUCACUUUGUGCUGACUGCAAACAAUACUAUGUAAACUUAACCAAUUACUAUAAUAAGCAUAAAAAUGAUAACACAUUUUGUAUGGAUGUCGUUGAUUUGAUCAACAACACUCAAAGUGACUGGAGUUUAAAAUGGAAAUGUCAUGAAUCAAACUAUGAGUCUGAAUGGGUAUUACUUGUCAUUUCAUUUAUUGUACUUUUACUGCCUAUUUUAUUUUAUUUUAUCAAUUGGUUAAUAUCUCAGGAAAGAUCAAAUGUAUUAUUAUCACAAAACCGUUGGCAUCAAAGAUUUACGAGUAAUGCAGCAUCGACUUCCGGUUACGUUGUCAUAUCCUAAGUUAGUGUUAGUGCUGAUUGGACUAUCAGCACUUUUAAAAUGUAUAUUAUAUUUAUUAUAUUGUGACUCAAGUAUGUUAUGUAAGAUAAUAUGUCUAUUCAUGUAAAAUCAAUAAUUGUUAAGUUAAUUAAUCAUAUUAAGUGUGAACUGUGAUAUUCGGAAAUUAUGAGACAUAAAAAAUAAAAAUAUACAAUUAUGAUAUAUGUUCAACCUACAUCUGAA